Messenger RNA from Sorghum bicolor (sorghum), 1205 nucleotides. Its product is annotated as thiamine pyrophosphokinase 1. The transcript is spliced from 6 exons. Gene Ontology annotation, biological process: thiamine diphosphate biosynthetic process; thiamine metabolic process. Gene Ontology annotation, molecular function: thiamine binding; thiamine diphosphokinase activity; ATP binding. Lineage: Eukaryota; Viridiplantae; Streptophyta; Magnoliopsida; Poales; Poaceae. The record is from RefSeq and is a predicted model, not a curated record. The coding region runs from base 118 to 951 and encodes 277 amino acids.
AACAGGCAGGCAGCUAGGCAAGGCCAGCAACCAAAGCAUCACGCCAGCACGCCGCGUGCGACCCUCGAGCUUGAGCUUGACACCACCACCAGCACGCCCGCGUGCCUGCCAACUGCCAUGGCUCCCACGGCGCCGACGCAGCGGCCGACGAUGCGCCACUCCUCCGCGUUCCUCAUCCCUCCUUCGCCCCCACCGUCCUCCUCGUCGCCCGCGCCUGGUCCCGAUCCCGAUCCCGACGACGACGACGCCACCGUCGCGCUCGUCGUCCUCAACCAGCCGCUGCCCCGCUUCGCGCCCCUCCUCUGGUCCCGCGCGGCGGCGCGGGUGUGCGCGGACGGCGGCGCCAACCGCGUCUUCGACGGCAUGCCGGCCCUGCUCCCUGGCCAGGACCCCGACGAGGUCCGCACGAGUUACAAGCCAGAUGUAAUCAAAGGGGAUAUGGACUCAGUAAGACCGGAAGUGAAGGAACAUUAUUCUAACUUGGGCACCAGAAUUGUUGAUGAAUCACAUGAUCAGGACACCACGGAUUUACACAAGUGCAUAGCUUUUAUAGCAGAGAAUUAUCCUGCCUCUAACAAAUCUAACCUCAGCAUCCUGGUCCUUGGAGCUCUUGGGGGAAGGUUUGAUCACGAGAUGGCAAACAUCAAUGUGCUUCAUCUCUUCCCAAGCAUCAAUAUCGUCCUCCUAUCAGAUGAUUGUCUGAUCUUUCUGCUCCCAAGAACACACACCCACGAGAUUCACAUCGAACGGUUGAUCGAGGGACCCCACUGCGGGUUGAUCCCCAUCGGCAUGCCCUCCACUAGCACAACAACCACGGGGCUCCGAUGGAAUUUAGAUAAUACCAGUAUGAGCUAUGGAGGAUUGAUCAGCACGUCAAACAUCGUGGAAGAGGACAAGGUUACCGUCGCCUCGGAUUCUGACCUUAUCUGGACAAUAUCGCUCCGGAAGUGAAUCUACUACACUAAGUAUAGAAGUACCAUUAUGUACAGUUGUACACAAAUGCAAUGUUCCAGUUUUGUCUCAUGUAUUUCACACCAAGGUGAUAUAUCUGACUUCCACCGGCAGAGAGGUGAAUAUAUUCUGUUGCAUUCGAUAUUGCAAACCUGAUAUAAUGUUCAUGUGUAAUUUGGCAGUUCUGGUAACUAGAUUCGGGAUAUGGCUUUGUGCCUUGUACAAAGUUCAACUAUGGCCUUGUUUAGUUAAAA